AUGGAAUCCCGUUAUACACUGAAUGUGGAUCUCUGGAGGCAGUCUGAAAAACGAUGUGUACAUUCAAAAGUUCAACAAGUACAAACUGUGCAACAAGUGCAACACGUAUAUCCAGCCCAGGUGCAGUAUGUGGAGGGAAGUGACACGGUCUACACAAAUGGAGCUAUACGAACAACAACGUAUCCUUACACAGAAACUCAGAUGUACAGCCAAAACACUGGGGGGAAUUACUUUGAUACCCAAGGAAGUUCUGCGCAGGUGACCACAGUAGUCUCUUCUCAUAGUAUGGUGGGCACUGGAGGCCUUCAGAUGGGUGUCACAGGAGGACAGCUCAUCAGCAGCACUGGGGGUACCUACCUGAUUGGCAAUUCAAUGGAAAACUCUGGCCAUUCUGUUACUCACACAACACGAGCAUCCCCUGCUACAAUUGAAAUGGCGAUUGAGACACUGCAAAAGUCUGAUGGUCUGUCCACUCACAGAAGCUCUCUUCUCAACAGCCAUCUUCAAUGGCUUUUAGACAACUAUGAAACAGCAGAAGGAGUGAGCCUUCCCAGAAGCACUCUCUACAACCAUUACCUGAGACACUGUCAGGAGCAUAAAUUGGACCCUGUCAAUGCUGCUUCUUUUGGAAAACUCAUACGGUCAAUUUUCAUGGGCCUGCGGACCAGAAGAUUGGGAACCAGGGGGAAUUCCAAAUAUCACUAUUAUGGGAUUCGUGUCAAGCCAGACUCUCCUCUUAAUCGACUACAAGAGGACAUGCAAUAUAUGGCUAUGAGACAACAACCCAUGCAGCAGAAACAAAGGUACAAGCCUAUGCAGAAAGUGGAUGGAGUCUCAGAUGGCUUUACAACAAGUGGUCAGCAAACAGGCACAUCUGUUGAACAAACUGUGAUUGCUCAAAGUCAGCAUCAUCAACAAUUUUUAGAUGCAUCUCGAGCACUUCCAGAGUUUGGAGAAGUUGAAAUCUCUUCGCUGCCAGAUGGUACUACUUUUGAGGAUAUUAAGUCUUUACAGAGUCUCUAUCGAGAACACUGUGAGGCAAUAUUGGAUGUUGUAGUGAACCUUCAGUUUAGCCUAAUAGAAAAAUUGUGGCAGACUUUUUGGCGCUAUUCUCCCUCAACAACUGAUGGCACUACUAUCACUGAGCCAAGCAAUCUGAGUGAAAUAGAAAGUCGACUUCCGAAAGCAAAGCUGAUAACUCUGUGCAAAAAUGAGUCAAUUCUGAAAUGGAUGUGUAACUGUGACCAUGUGAUGUACCAGGCUUUGGUGGAGAUUCUCAUUCCAGACGUCCUUAGACCUAUUCCUAGUGCCUUGACCCAAGCCAUUCGCAAUUUUGCAAAAAGCCUUGAAGGUUGGCUUUCCAAUGCCAUGAACAAUAUUCCCCAGAGAAUGAUUCAAACCAAGAUUGCCGCUGUAAGUGCCUUUGCUCAGACUCUGCGAAGAUACACAUCUCUUAAUCAUCUGGCUCAGGCAGCCCGAGCUGUCUUGCAGAACACUUCUCAAAUUAACCAGAUGCUCAAUGACCUCAACCGUGUUGAUUUUGCCAAUGUCCAGGAGCAGGCUUCCUGGGUGUGCCAGUGUGAUGACAACAUGGUACAACGGUUAGAAACAGAUUUCAAGAUGACUCUUCAGCAGCAGAGCACUCUGGAACAGUGGGCUGCCUGGCUUGACAAUGUAAUGAUGCAAGCACUGAAACCAUAUGAAGGAAGACCUAGUUUUCCUAAAGCAGCACGCCAAUUUCUGUUAAAGUGGUCUUUCUACAGCUCAAUGGUGAUUCGAGAUUUAACUCUGCGCAGUGCUGCUAGCUUUGGUUCUUUUCAUCUGAUCCGUCUGUUAUAUGAUGAAUAUAUGUUUUACUUAGUUGAACAUCGGGUUGCUCAAGCCACAGGAGAGACACCUAUUGCAGUCAUGGGAGAGUUUGGUGAUUUAAAUGCUGCAUCUCCUGGAAACAUGGACAAAGAUGAAGGCAGUGAAGUUGAAAGUGAAAUAGAUGAAGAGCUGGAUGACUCUGGAGAGCCACAAGCCAAGCGGGAGAAGACUGAAAUUAGCCAGGCCUUUCAGGUGGGCUGCCUGCAGCCGGUACUCGAGACUGGAGUACAGCAGAACCUUUUGAACCCUCUUCACAAUGAGCACAUUGUCACAGCUACUCAAACGAUCAGACAGUGUAGUGCGACUGGAAAUACAUAUACUGCGGUCUAACACAUAUUUAAAG
Protobothrops mucrosquamatus (brown spotted pit viper) is the source of this 2212-nucleotide messenger RNA. RefSeq names its product regulatory factor X3 (gene RFX3). Gene Ontology annotation, molecular function: RNA polymerase II cis-regulatory region sequence-specific DNA binding; DNA-binding transcription factor activity, RNA polymerase II-specific. NCBI's taxonomy places the organism in Eukaryota, Metazoa, Chordata, Lepidosauria, Squamata, Viperidae. Gene Ontology annotation, biological process: regulation of transcription by RNA polymerase II. Bases 1 to 2199 code for a protein of 732 amino acids. Gene Ontology annotation, cellular component: nucleus. The transcript is spliced from 16 exons. The record is from RefSeq and is a predicted model, not a curated record.